Messenger RNA from Mustela erminea (ermine), 1725 nucleotides. It is a transcript of the gene CDC25B, whose product is annotated as cell division cycle 25B. Gene Ontology annotation, cellular component: cytoplasm; nucleus. The transcript has 16 exons. Gene Ontology annotation, molecular function: protein tyrosine phosphatase activity. NCBI's taxonomy places the organism in Eukaryota, Metazoa, Chordata, Mammalia, Carnivora, Mustelidae. Gene Ontology annotation, biological process: protein dephosphorylation; positive regulation of G2/MI transition of meiotic cell cycle; positive regulation of G2/M transition of mitotic cell cycle. The coding region runs from base 1 to 1725 and encodes 574 amino acids. The record is from RefSeq and is a predicted model, not a curated record.
AUGGAGCUGCCCCAACCGGAGCCCGCGCCGGACCCGGCUCUCAGUCCGGCGGGAGUGCGGGGUGGUACCGAGCGUCCCAGCCACCUCCUGGGCCUCCAGCUGGGAGCUCAUGGCCUCGUGGGGUCCCCGGAGCGUGCGGCUGCUUCCUCGCCGGUCACCAGCCUGACCCAGACCAUGCACAACCUCGCGGGGCUCGGCAGUGAGACUCCAAAGCAUCAGGCAGGCAGCCUGCUCUCAUGCCUGUCCCUGUCCCGGCGGCGGGCAUCUGAAUCCUCCCUGUCCUCCCAGUCCUCUGAAUCUUCUGAUGCAGGUCUGUGUAUGGAUUCUCCCAGCCCCAUGGACCCCAAGAUGGCAGAGCGGACGUUUGAGCAGGCCAUCCAGGCAGCAAGCCGGGUCAUCCGAAACGAGCAGUUUGCCAUUCGACGUUUCCAGUCCCUGCCGGUGAGGCUUCUGGGCCAUAGCCCUGUGCUGCGGAACAUCACCAACUCCCAAGCACCUGGCCGCUGGAGGAAGAGUGAGGCGUGUGGCCGAGCUGCCCAAAGCUCUGAGGAGGACAAAGAGAAUGAUGGAUUUGUCUUCAAGAUGCCAUGGGAACCCCCACAUCCCAGCCAUGCCCAUGCUUUGGCAGAGUGGGCCGACCGCAGGGAAGCCUUUGCCCAGAGACCAAACUCAGCCCCUGACCUGAUGUGUCUCACCCCCGAGCAGAAGAUGGAAGUAGAGGAGCUGAGUCCCCCUGCCCGAGGCCGAUUCUCCCUGACUGCCACCGAGGGGGCCUCCGAGGAAGAUGAUGGAUUUGUGGACCUCCUGGAGAGCGACUUAAAGGAUGACAAGACAGUACCCCCAGGCAUGGAGAGCCUCAUUAGCGCCCCACUGGUCAAGACCUCAGAAAAGGAGGAGGAGCAGGACCUCAUCAUGUACAGCAAAUGCCAGCGGCUCUUCCGCUCUCCGUCCAUGCCCUGCAGCGUGAUCCGACCCAUCCUCAAGAGGCUGGAGCGGCCCCACGACAGGGACCUGCCCACACAGAACAAGCGCAGGAGGAGCGUGACCCCUCCAGAGGAGCAGCAGGAGGCCGAGGAACCUAAAGCCCGUGUCCUCCGCUCCAAGUCCUUGUGUCACGAUGAGAUUGAGACUAUCCUGGACAGUGACCACCGGGAACUGAUUGGGGAUUACUCCAAGGCUUUCCUUCUGCAGACUGUGGAUGGAAAGCACCAAGAUCUCAAGUACAUCUCACCAGAAACGAUGGCAGCCUUGCUGGUGGGCAAGUUCAGCAACAUCGUGGAGAGGUUUGUGAUUGUGGACUGCAGGUACCCCUACGAGUACGAAGGCGGGCACAUCAAGACUGCCGUGAACCUGCCCCUGGAACGGGAUGCUGAGACCUUCCUGCUGCAGAGCCCCAUCACACCCUGUAAUCUGGACAAGAGGAUCAUCCUCAUUUUCCACUGUGAAUUCUCAUCUGAGCGCGGUCCCCGCAUGUGCCGUUUCAUCAGAGAGCGCGACAGAGCUGCCAACGACUACCCCAGCCUCUACUAUCCUGAGAUGUAUAUCCUCAAGGGCGGCUAUAAGGAGUUCUUCCCCCAACACCCGACCUUCUGUGAGCCCCAGGACUAUCGGCCCAUGAACCACGAAGCCUUCAGGGAAGAGCUGAAGACUUUCCGCCUCAAGACCCGAAGCUGGGCUGGGGAGCGGAGCCGGCGGGAGCUCUGCAGCCGCCUGCAGGAUCAGUGA